Betta splendens (Siamese fighting fish) is the source of this 7564-nucleotide messenger RNA. RefSeq names its product myosin phosphatase Rho-interacting protein-like. Bases 3755 to 7459 code for a protein of 1234 amino acids. The record is from RefSeq and is a predicted model, not a curated record. Lineage: Eukaryota; Metazoa; Chordata; Actinopteri; Anabantiformes; Osphronemidae. Gene Ontology annotation, molecular function: actin filament binding. Gene Ontology annotation, biological process: actin filament organization; positive regulation of substrate adhesion-dependent cell spreading. The transcript has 18 exons. Gene Ontology annotation, cellular component: actin cytoskeleton.
CUGCUAGUGUGUAUGUGUGGGAGAGAGAGAGAAAGGGAGAGCGAGAGAGAGAGAGCGGGAGAGAGUUCUGAUUAUAUUCCUAUUUAUACGUGCUAUUGUUUUCCCCAGAGGGUGGAGAUGUGGACUGUAUAAUUUAGCCCACACAGAUUCUUGUGCUGACAUCCAAAUAACACAAGUGAAGUCUAGUGUAAUCCUACAAAAUUCCUGUAGAGAGUUUUGAGGUGUCUCUGAGGUGGUUUACAGUGCGUUUGUUUUGUCUUCUGCUUCAUUAUUUCAGAACUAGGUAUCGUCUAGUGUUGUGGCAUUUCACAAGAACGGGACGGACACAAUGUUACAGUGAUUGGGAUUUCAUCCUCUAUUACUUUGGAAAACUUUGUAUGUUUCAGUUUAUCAUUUCACCAUCAUUAUGUUAAAACUAAUAAAAAAAGACUGGGAAAGAAACAAGCGCGUGACAGCCUUCAAAACAUUCAGCUCGGAAACGUGGAAUAGCACAGCACACUCAAUCUAUUAUUUAUUAUACAUGUUAAAGGGAUGUUGCUGUACAGUGAACGUUACAGUUCACCUCGAUAGUCUCUGUAUGGGAUGUGUGAAAGUGAUCAGUUGUUUACUGUUAGCUGUGAUGAGUAAAUAGCCAAACUCCUGGGGACAAUCACAGACCUCUCCUAUCUUUAUGUGUGGCAUCCUCACUGCAGGCGCAGGAAAUGGCAAUUUGAGCUUUAGCAGGUUGCAGUUUGGUGCUUUUUGUUGCCAUCAUUGCAUUAACAAGAACAGUUAUGUCAUAAUAGUUGAUGAACAUAAUAUUCAUUACAAUUAAAGGUCUUAAUUAGAAGAGCUGUGAGAAUAUAUUGGGGAUGUCCAACAUGUAAGAUCUGCAGCUCUGACAUGAGGAUGUAGACACUUAUCAUGAAAAUAAGGGUUUUCCUCUGGCUGCUUGUGUUCAGACGUGGGAGGAGGCCCAGAUGGAAGAGGGAAGCGCUGCAGAGGCCCCGUGUCUGAACCUGGUGCUUUUGGCUACUCGGCCAACGAACCUCACCGCCGCGCUGCCCUGUUAGCCACCCAUAGACAGAGAAGCAGCUGCUGCUGCCGCCAAAGCAAUUUGUGUUCCUGACACAACGGACAGAUUUAACAGCAUCCACCUCUAAAUAAGUAAAAAAUCUUUAAUAAAUGAGAAAAGCAGCCGAUGGAGCGAUCAGCUCGGUGUCAGCCAUGUCCAUGCUGCUUCUUGUUUCAGAUAUCUUUGAAGAGUUAUUGCCAAUUAGACACAACUCUUUAGUUUCCAUGGCAACCUUAUUUUUUGCUGCUUCUUUCUGUUCUUUCUCUGGCAUAUAAAUACAUACACCCUCUCUCCACACGGGUUAUUUUUAAAUCCCGUUCUUUUUUGUUUCAUGAGACAACAGGUGGGCGUUGCACAGCAUAGGUGGGAGGUUGGAUAACAGCAACACAGGGCUGAGCGUGGGCACAGGUCAGAGGUCAGGAGAUUAACUAAGAGCGUGCACAGUGAGUGGGCUGGGAAUAACUUGAAGGAACAUUAUGUCCUCCGUGUAACAAGUUUGAUUGAAACUAAAGUUAGUUAGUGCUGCGCUGGGUGGCGAAAGCAGCAAUCUGGUGAUUCACAUGCACAGAGUUACGCUGACACUAGAGUAAUUAAUAUGAUUUACAAAUACCAGAUGAAAACUCUGCAAAAAGGUGUUAAUAAUCGUCUAUCCGGUUCAUUUGCACAGUGUAAAUGUCAAAGACAGAGUCGAAUAGAAACCUGCUAAUUAGAGAGCGUUAAGCCAAUGCAGCGAGACGUGAAGCUGAGCGAGGUGAAGGAAAGACCGUCUUCACUGCCAAAACGCCCAUUUACCUACAGGAAUAACUCGGAUGGGAGGCAGUGAGAUAUUAUUGAAUUUUAGUCGCAUAUUUUACCGUGUCGCCAUCAGAAUCAUCCAUAACUUCAAUUUACCACACAUAGAAAGGUGCACAUGAAUGUGCACCGACUUGUCCCAGCACAAACGUCCUGACCCCAACGCUACUAGGCCCCUUCAGUCCUUCAGAGCUCGAUAGUCAGAUAAUAGGAGCUAUUUUCUCCGGCGUCUCUGAGGCCCUGCUUCAUGACCCCCGGGAUCACUACUACUACUUGCAAAUACUGCAAGAGUCCGUUUACUCAGAAACAGGAGCAGCUAAUCCAGGUCAACGUAAUAAAAAAAACAAGCAAAAGAUGGUGGAAGCAGGACGGUGGUGGUGGUGGUGAGGGGUGUUCACUCCCAGCGGGUGAAUACAUUUACUCUAAAUAAGCACAGUGAUAGGGUUGAUAUCAUUGGAAAAAACAGUGCUUCAUGUGCAGUUUCUUGUGUUGUUGCUGUGUUAAAAAAGGGUUGAGACAAACUUUUUAACUGUUAUGGAUUAAGAGAGGAAUCCCAUGUUACCUGUGGUUCACUGUAACAAAAAGACAAUAACUAAAACUAGUUGCUGUGUGAACUGAACCAGUACGAAGGAGAAAGUUAUUUAUUAAGGAUGCAGUAUUUGUUUACUAUUAUAGGAUGGUUUGAUGUUUUACCUCGGUAGCUGAAGCUGUCUUUGCUGUUAACAUGAGGUAGCCUGUACGUUGUCAUUAGCCUGUUCACCUUCCUGUUGGGUUCCAUCUUUGCCAGCUGAACUUUUCCUGCAGCAUUUCCAUGGAUACUGCCUCUCCACUCUCAUUACAGAGCAGCUGAAUGUAGCCGCCGCGUGUGACACGCAGCACACGACAGAAAUAUCUCCCCUUAAUUGUCAUUUUACUUGCCAGAAAUGUUUAAUUAUACUCCGGUGUCUGGAGGUUCAAGCGAUGGCGCUGCCUCACGAAAUGUAGGCCCACGGAGCUGUAAUUAAUCAUCGCAAACUUUGGACGUGUUCUAAGUUUAACGCACACAAACACACGCGCAGUGAAGUGGCCCCGAGCUCUCAGCUCUCGUCAUUAAAACAACAACACAAACGGGUACACACACGAGCAGAGUGGGCUCCGUGUGGUGGUCCGUGUGCUGCCGUGACCCAAAAAAACCUGCCACUAAGACGUUCUGGCUCUUACUAAUUAGUAGUAUUGCUAUUUGAGCAUUUUUGUACAAACACCCUGUUUGUCCUCUGCCCUCUGAGGCGGCACAGCCACAUCAACCAUCUGCCGAGAGGAGUCAGUGCCACGUUUCCCUUUCUAAAGAUGAUGAUAUUCGAUAGGACAGUCACCAUAUUGGCUCCAUGUGUUUUCUGAUAAACCCCUCAGCCUCCACAACCACGCCGACACGUCCCGUUGCAGCAGCUUUCCAGGAAAGGGGCUUCACAAAAUGCACUCAGGAAAAUGAAGGCUUUGGACCCCGAUGAUAAGGUAGUGUCUUGUCUUUUACUAUGAGAUACAUACGUGAAACUAGAAACAGACUCACGGUCCUCUGGGUGCUUUGAGGUGUGACAUAUUCCAGUCAAAAGGGCUCAAAGUCAAGAAAUGUGACACUGUUAGUGAUGUGGGGAGACGAAUCACUUAGUUCUAUUUAUUGUAGUAAUGGCACCAGACCAGCAACUCACAUAUAAAAUCUAAGGCAUUAACCUUUAAUCACUCAAAAGCACAUGUAAUAAGUAUUCAUUUCUUUUGCUGAUGGUUGUUAUUCAUAUUAUAAUAAUGAACAGAGCCUCCUGGGAAAUAACACCACACCAGUUCAAUUAAAAAUCAAUCAAUAAAGGUCUAUUUUAGUGCUGAGGCUACCCAGCCACAAGCUGCAGAGGACCAGAGAGACUCAGCCGGCCGGACAUGGCGCCCCCUGCUGAGGACUACUACUGCCACCGGUUCCAGGCCAACGCCUUUGACCCGGCGCGCUGCAGCUCCUGCCUGCGACCGGCCCACAUGCACCUCAGCAGCAGCAGCACUGCCGCCACAGACGCCCAGGAGUGGGACGAUGGUAAUGGCGUGCUCUCUGAGGUGACCUCCAACGCCAGCAGCGAUGACAUCAGCGGCGCGUGGACCUACGAGUGGAGUCUGGUCCACAGUCUGAGUCCUGAGUGGGAACUUAAUACCUGUGACACUGACAUACAAUCCAGCUCUCUGAACCAGGGGGUCCGUAUAGAGAGGAGCAGGCCUGGCAGCUCAGAGAGGCACCGUGCUGCCCGGCAAGAUAUGACCCGGUUGGAGCCUUCUCCCCAGCGCGACACCGAGAGCUCCUGGAUGGAUGAGCGGAGGGGCAGAGACAGGUCCCGGCGGCCUUCAGAGGCCCGAGGAGACAGGGUACAAGAGAGUGGCUACUUCUCCCCUGAAAGACGAGGCGGGGGUGAGUCUGAGGAGGUCAACAAGCGGCCGCAUCGCUACUACGAAAGAGGACAUCCCCUUCCCAGCAACUACGUCCUGGAGCCCAAAGCCUGCGUGCCUUACAGGAACGUCAACCUCGGCGUUCCCUCCCAGAGGAGGAACACCGAGACCUACAUGCAGGAAACCUGGAGAAGCGAGUCCCCGCAGAGGUACACGUACCACUCCAACUUCAGACCCGGAGGCGACUCCGAGAGAAACUCCCCGACGCGCCACAGCUCGGUGAGCCCGGAGCGCUACAAGCUAGCUGAGUACCCUGCAGGGGCCCAGCGGGGCGGCUCCCUGUCGAGGAGCCAGGCCCGGUCCCAGGCCUCGUCUCACGGCUCCUCCCGGCGUCCGUCGCACGCUCCUUCUGGGCACACGUCGGGCAGGUCCAGUCCAUGUCGUGGGAGGGGAUCAAAUGCGUCUCGGGCCAGGUCUCCCUCAAGGGCCACCCCUACUCGGAGGCGCGCAGACUCAUUUCACCUGCAAAGCGAUGAUUGUAGUUCUCGGAAGGCAUGCAGCAGAGCGUCCGGGACGCCGUCGCAGGCUUCCAACAAACACAGUUUGGACUCGGAGAAGCUCUACAGGAACCUGGAGUCCAUCUCUCGCCGUGGCUCCUCGGCUGUUCAGCAAGACUCGCGCGAGGGGUCCCGAGCGUCCCCGCGGACCAGAACGGCUGCCAACAGCUUGGGAACCACUCACGCCCAUAACAGCCGCGAGGAGUCACCGUCCAGAAGCGGCUACGGGACCAACAGUCACACCCCGCAAAGAGAGCUCCACUCCAGAAGCAGCCGGCCCAGUCCGUCCCAGGAGUCUUGGCAGGGGUCCUCACGCUCCUUACUCAGCUUGCCACACUCUCGUGGGUCAUCUACGUCCAGAAGGGGUGUGGAUUAUAAGGCGCUUGGUGGCUCAUUGCCACAAGAUGCAGCCACAGAAACAGAUAGAGGCAAUAAGGAGAAUGAAGUGGUGAACGGUGGCCGAAGCAGGAGCAACCUGAGGCGAGGCAUGGAGGUGUUACUCAUCUCUGAACCCAAGAAGGCUGCAGUAGACGCUGAGGAGGUGGGGAUGACCAUGGACGACUACAUAGUACUGGCCGAUAUCCCAAAGAUACAGCUGGAGUCUGAAGAAGAGUUUCCUGGUCUGAAAAAGAGAAAUCAGAGUCCCAGCCCCUGCAGGGACCAGAGAUCCAGAACCUACAGGUAUCCCGAUGAAAUCGACCUCUAUGGAUCAAGACUUGAGUCAGAUGAGAGGGGGAGAUGCAGAGAGAGAGGCAGAGACAGACGAGAGAAAUGCCAUAAUGGACGCUCGUCCCGAAAACAGUCAACGACGUCUUUACAUACUCAGAGCUCAGAUAAUGAAAGUGGGAAGCACAGAUCCUCGAAGCUGAAGCAGCGAGUUUCCCCUGAAUGUCCACAGACGCAGGGGUGGAUGUCCAGGCUGGAUGACCACGGCAAGUGGAGGAAACACUGGUUUGUCCUGGGUGAUACUUCACUGAGGUACUACAGGGACUCGGAGGCUGAGGAGUCAGAUGAUCUCGAUGGAGAGAUCGACCUGAUGUCCUGUGUCAGCGUGUCAGACUGUGACAUAGAGAAAAACUAUGGUCUCCAAAUACAAACAAAGAGGACACUGUUCACUCUCUCUGCUGUGACCUCCAGAAUAAGGCGGAACUGGGUGAAAUUACUGAAGCAGGCCAUCCAGAACAACAGGCAGUUCAGCCAAUCAGACACGGGCAGAGAGAAAGCGAACCCCCUCGCUCGAAGGCCGUCGUCAUGCCAACCACCUGGUCAAUUCACCUGCCGAGACUCCGGCUGUGAGCCGACCACUUCCACCUCUGCAACCGCAGCUGUGAACUCCCAUCUAGACGACCACCACCAUCAAACCGAAAACGGCGAACCAGACGCAGACUUAUCUCCAGCCAGUCAGAGAGAAGCAGGGGAGGGCUGGGAUCGCGAGCAAGCGAAGCGAUUGGAGGAGAGGAACAAGUGGUUUGAGGAGGGGGUCUCCUUCAGUGAGAUGGGCAGCAGGUGGGACUCUAUGGAGCUGAAAAAGGGGACUGUGCCUGUGCCUGUUUCCGAAACGAUGGACCUACAGGUCAACAGGAAGUGGGCCGAAUUUGAAACGCGGCCAUUUAGAGACAUGAGCGCACAGUCUCUCAUUGGAUCCCAGGCUUCUCGGUCAAGCAGUCCUGAGGGCUCAAAGUCUCCGGUUAACUCCCACACUUAUCAGCUGAGCCAUGAAGAGGCUGAACAGUCUGUCAGUGGUUCACAAUCUUUGAACAGUGUCCAGAGUAGUCAAACUAAAACAUCUGAAGCUCUUAAAAAGGAGGCCCAGUCCCUUCGAAAGGAAGUAGAGAGCAUUAAGAGGGAGCGCGCAGCCAUGGGGAUAGAGGUGGACAGCCCAUGCGGCCCAGGGGCUCCCUGUAGGGCCAGACUGGAAUCUAUGGAGAUGGCCCAUCGAAAAGCAUUGCAGGAGCUGCAGGAGAAACACAAGAGGGAGAUCAGGGAGCUUGAAGAAGAGAGAGACAGGAUGCUGCAGGACAAGAGUGAGGCAGCUGCUAAAGCUAUGGAGGCCCUGAAAAAAGCUCACAAAGAGGAGAUAGAGAGAGAAGUGGAGAAGGCGAGGAAGCUUUCUGAAGGAGCUGCACAUGUGGAUGCGUCAUACACAGGGCGAAUCCCCCAGGCAGAAGAGCUAGACGUGCUGUCCGAACACUACACUCAGAAGUGCCUGGAGCUGCAGAGCACUGAGCAGAGCAGCAAGAGCCGAGAGAAUGAGCUCUUCCAUAAGGAGAGAGAGGUGGAUCAGCUCAAAAGAGAAAACCAGGAGCUUAAAAUCAAACUGGCAGAAGAGAUCAGCCGUAUGCGUUAUUUCAUCACAGGUCAAAGGUCAGACAGGCCUAUGGCAUCGCCUGGCAACACUGAGCGCACCGCGGCAGAAGUAGAGAUGCUGCUUAGAGCAAAAGAAAAUGAGGUGCAGUAUUUAAAAAACGAAAUAAGCUGCUUGCAGAAUGAAGUGCAGUCUCUGACUAAGGAGAAAGAAGCAGCUUAUGAGCGCUAUAAGGACGCAUAUGUUGAACUGAGUGAAAUGAAGGGACGCAGCCAACUGGACAUGGGCUGCCUUAAUGAACACUUGAGGCUAACCAAGGCUGCACUUCAGGAGGGAGCAAGACAGACGUGACCAACAAGAUCAGCUGCUAAAAAUCGCCUUACAAAACAAAGACAGAAGGCAGAGCACUGCAUUACGCUAAUCCUGUUCAGAAUAAAAAAGUGUUUCCAUCUGUAA